GAGCUGCGCCCCCCGCGGGUGCCCACUGCGAAAGCUGCUGCUGCUGAUCGUAGCCGUAGCCGUGGUGCUGCCCCUGAAGCUGGAGGAUGACAUUCAGAUCGAGUCCGAGCCGCUGUCCAAGCGGUUCCACAUCCGCAUCAAGGGCAGCGUGGCGUACGCGGCGAAGAAAAUACAUGUAUGGGCGGACAAGUCGCCGUGCCAGAUCAAGAAGGAACUGCUCCUCAAGCAGUGCAAGCGGGUGGUGGGGAACCAGUGCCCAAACAUGCGAGUGUACGUCAAUAGAGAGUGUGGCGAGUUAUCCGUCUCGUGGAAGCCGAUCCUCAAGGUGGAACCCGUACAGAACGACGUGCCCAAGAUCGAGUGGGCCAUGGGCAACCUGGCGGCCGUCGGGAUUGCUCGUGAUCGCCUGAG
Messenger RNA from Prorocentrum cordatum, 411 nucleotides. The record is from the annotation of a GenBank genome assembly. Lineage: Eukaryota; Dinophyceae; Prorocentrales; Prorocentraceae.